UUGCAGUCAACAAAAGAGAAAUGCAACAAUAAAGUGAUAAAAAUAAAAACGAAGAGUAAAACAAAAGUGUCGAAAGUCUGAAAGUAAAAAUCGUCAUCGCACAGUAUUCGGGAUAUUUUUUUUAAAUUUUUAGUAACAAAAAUGGCUGAGGAGGCAAUAUUUGAGUAUCUGCAUUCAGAAAUUGUGAAUUAUACGCUGACCAAGGAAAGCAACAAGGAGAAUGACCUCUCGGCCUUGGAGUACAUCGGCUACUCAACCGGUUAUCGGAUCAUCGAACGGCUAACCCGCGAGUGGCCCCGAUUCAAGGAUGAGCUGGACACGAUGAAAUUUAUUUGCACGGACUUCUGGAGCUCUAUCUAUCGGAAGCAGAUCGACAACCUGCGAACCAAUCACCAGGGGGUGUACGUACUGCAGGACAAUGCCUUUCGUUUUUUGACUCGACUCUCGGCCAACUCGCAGUACCUGGACCAUGCUCCGAAGUUUGUGGCAUUUACCUGUGGACUAGUGCGGGGCAGCUUGGCCAAUCUCGGCAUCAAUAGUACCGUCACGGCCGAGGUACAGAACAUGCCGUCAUGUAAGUUUCAUAUUCAAGUUAAUCGUGCUUAGAUUAAGGUUAGAUUAAAAAGAAAUUAGAUUUAUCAAUCCA
This is a messenger RNA of Topomyia yanbarensis, 646 nucleotides long. RefSeq names its product trafficking protein particle complex subunit 6b (gene Trs33). The record is from RefSeq and is a predicted model, not a curated record. The transcript is spliced from 3 exons. NCBI's taxonomy places the organism in Eukaryota, Metazoa, Arthropoda, Insecta, Diptera, Culicidae. Gene Ontology annotation, cellular component: trans-Golgi network; TRAPP complex; cis-Golgi network. Gene Ontology annotation, biological process: regulation of GTPase activity; endoplasmic reticulum to Golgi vesicle-mediated transport. The coding region runs from base 142 to 606 and encodes 154 amino acids.